Ceratina calcarata is the source of this 1959-nucleotide messenger RNA. RefSeq names its product cilia- and flagella-associated protein 45. Lineage: Eukaryota; Metazoa; Arthropoda; Insecta; Hymenoptera; Apidae. The transcript is spliced from 6 exons. The coding region runs from base 319 to 1959 and encodes 546 amino acids. The record is from RefSeq and is a predicted model, not a curated record.
CGAAGCAACCAGCGGUUACCGCUUGUAUACAAUGAACAACACUUCGUGACAGUUUCCAGCGUCAACUCCUCUUCGUCAAGUCAUCAAGUUCAAAUUUUACUCUACCACUAUUUAUCGUGACGAUAAUAAAAAUAUUUUCAAUGAGUUUAGCAAAGAAUUCCUGAAUCAGUAUUUAGUCAGAAUUAUUUGCUCCAAACCGUGAUCUAAAUGUCUUGUUGAAUGAUAGAAAUAAUACUCGGUGAUUAUAAAAUAGUCUGCUGAUGGGUUAUUAAGAACAGCGCUGUCAUUUCCAUGGAGAAACAUUAAAAGCGUAAAAAAAUGGUAAUGCAGAAGAUGGACAGCAAGAUGAAUUCAACCACAAUUUGCAGAUCAGCGUCUACUAGUUUAAAGAAUCGGAAGCAAUAUAAACCUCAAGUUUGCACUAAUACGUUCAAAAAUGUCUGUGUUCGAACCCCUGUACGUAAAACGGGACCCUCUGAUGGAAGGGAGUUCGGUAAAGGUUCGGGUAGAGGCAGGGGACGGAUGCAAGUAACAACAUUGAAGACGAAAUUGCCGGCUCCAAGAAUUUUGACGCAAGAGGAAUACGAAGAGCUUCGGAAAUGCACUGGUCCUACGACGAAGGAAGAACGAGAGGCAAUUUUCUUGGCGGAAAGAGAAGAAAGAGAAAGGCUUAUGAAAGAGAGUAAACAGAGGAAAGAAGAAUUUCGCAAGAUAGACAUAGAGAGGCCGCGAGAUAAAUGUCCAGAAUUGGUUGAAAUCGAAGAGGAAGCCAGGAAGAGGGCGAAGCAUAUUCUUGAGAGGGCGCAGAACAUGAAACUUGAACAGGAGGAAGAAAUUCAGAAAUGUAAUAGAAUUAUCUUAGAGACAAAAUGCCGGGCUAUUAGGGACGCGCAGAUAGAAGAAAAAAAGCUGAUUGAAAUGGAAUUGCAAGAAGAAGAGAAACGUCUGAACGAUAUGAUGGAAAACGAGAGAAGAUGGGCAAUUAGAGAAGAGAUCAAGAAGGAACAGGAGGAGGCAAUGAGAAGACAAAAAUUCGCUAAUAGUUUGAUGGAGCAAAUAAAGGAGAACGAAGAGAACAGAAUGCUACAUUUCGAAAGGAAACAGGAGGAGAGUCGUCUGAUUAAUUUAAGUAAUAUUGCUUGGCAGCAGGCAGAAAUUGCAAAAUUACGGAACAAAGAAUCAGAAAAUGCACGGGUACGGCAACAGCUGGCCGAGGGGAACGAGCAGUUGAAGCAUUUCAAAGCGAUGGAAGAACAGGAAAAUAAAAUUAUUGAUCUCAGGAUACGAGAGUACCAGCGAUAUAAGGAAGAACAAGAAGCAAAACUAGCGGAAGAAAAAAGAUUGGAGAGAUUACAAAAGGAACAGACCAAAGCAUUAGUUGCAACGCAGACGAUGCAAGCGAGGGAUCUUCAGGAACGCCUCGAUGAGUUGAAUGCUGCUCUCGUCCACGAACAAGUGGAGCGUCAAUGGAGGCAAAAGGAAAAAGAAGAAGCUUUGAAGAAAGCAGAGGCUCAGAAAUCGCUUAUGGAAGAGCGAGAGAAACAAAUAAAUAAUAAGCGAAUAAUGGAAGCGAUUGAAUUAGAACGUGAACGACGCGAAUUCGAGAAGAUCGUGCACGUUCAAAAGGAGUCUUUCUGUCAGGAACAAAAGGAACUCGAAAAGAAACAACGACGGGCUUUAAUUCAUAGAAGCGAAAUAUUAAAACAGGUUUAUUUUUACAUCCAAAAUACUUUGCAUACUUUUUACAUUCACAUUUUUCAGGUAAAUGAGAAGGAGAGGGAACGUAUCCAGACGAGGCAAAGGAUGUUUGAGGAAGGCUUGGCGAUUCGUACGGAAGCUGCGAUACGCAAGAAAAAAUUGCGUGAAACGAUGGAAAGGAAAUGUAAUGAAAUGAAGAAGAACAAUGUGCCUGACAUAUAUAUCAACGAAGUGAAACGACUGAUUGAAAAUAUAGAGUAG